Austrofundulus limnaeus is the source of this 6831-nucleotide messenger RNA. It is a transcript of the gene ammecr1, whose product is annotated as AMMECR nuclear protein 1. NCBI's taxonomy places the organism in Eukaryota, Metazoa, Chordata, Actinopteri, Cyprinodontiformes, Rivulidae. Bases 1191 to 2186 code for a protein of 331 amino acids. The transcript is spliced from 6 exons. The record is from RefSeq and is a predicted model, not a curated record.
UCUACGGUCCUGUGACUUUUACAACCUGAGCCUGGGAGAGAGGAGUGACGUCACUGCGCAUGCGCAGGCGCCCCACAGCCUUACGUUCGUUCUGAAAUCGCAAAGCGGAUACCCCCCAAAAAGCUACGCAGUUUGCGUAGGAACUGGGCGCAGAGCUCCUUCCUGAAUCCGGUUCCGGCGUGCCGACGACGCCGAUGCCUUGUGUGUGGCCACAGACUGAUCGCUGGACCCGAACAGCACAGAACUGUAGCAGCUGACAGGCAGAUGCGGAGGGAGGGAGGAGGGGGGUUCGCCAAGCCCGACGGAUUUCACACGGUCCACGGACCAGAACGCUCCUCUUUUUCUGUGUCCACAUGAGCGGAUGACAGCCUCCCAACAACAACAGAAAAAGAAAGAAAACCCUUAAAUGCUGAAAACUUUCAGCCCUUCAUUUGACGCGGGGGUGUUCUUGAGGUUUUUCAGAAGUGCAGUCAUGAUGCAGGUGCAGACUGUGGGCUGACCGGACUGAAAUGACUCGUUCGGCGCUGACGCGGUUUAUUUGUGCCCUGCCAGCCCCGCAUCGUCAGAUGCCAUUUUCCUCUGCGUUMCCCCGGCGUCUGGGAUUCCAGCACUCCGGGCCUGUUGUUGUAUAAUUAGAAGUUGAUGAGGCAGAGGCUGGUGCAAUGAGAAGCUCCGCUGUCCGAGCCGCUGUGCGCAGUUCGUGCUGAGAGCUUUAUGGGUCCUGCGUACCCGAGCUCCCGGCUUCCACUCGGAGAGSUGCGCUGCGGGACUGUCGGCUUCACCUCUGGACCGCCUGGGGACUGUCAUCUGCGGCCUGUUCGGACCGGAGACUCCCUGAACUUGUAUGUUUAAGGGGAACCGACUCUGGACGGUGUCGUGUUAGGGAGCAGGGUGGGGGGUGUAUAUUUGGCUCGUGGUGACCCACUGGACCACCAUAGCCUUGACUGUCUGGACUUCUAAAAGGAAUAAACGCUUGUUCAGCUAUGAUGUGCUGUUUGCGUGGCCAAGUCACGCAUUUUUAAAGGCAACGCUAGGGUGACAUUGCAGUCUUAUUUCUACAGCCGACAGGAAAAAAAAAAAAAAAAAAAACGACAAGCGGAAAAGUGGAGUAUUGUCCGCCGUACGUCGCGACGCAGUGGGAUUUUUACGUCUGCUCGGCGUUCCCCCCCACCCUUCCCGCGGUGACGGUUAUGGGUCGGAAGCGGUGUGUCGGUGCAGAUUGUUCCAAGAUGGCGGCCGGGUGCUGCGGGGUGAAGAAGCAGAAACUGUCGGGAUCUCCCGGUUCGGGGGGUCCCGGCGGGGUGGGGGCGGCGGGAAGCGGGGUUGCAGGAACCGGACAUUGCGGCUCGGAGUUGGGGAUCGGCUCCUCCGCGGCUGUUGCGGCCGCGGCGAACGUGAGCAGAGUGAACGGCCUGGGGGGACCCGGGGGUAAUGUUAGCGGCGGCGGCAGCGGCGGCACAAACGCGCUGUCCCCAGUCCCGGCCGGCUACAACACAUCCGGCCUCUCCCCGAACCUCAGCCCGGGACCAGGUUCGGGAAGUGGUGGCAGAAAAAUGGUCGUCUCCGCGGAGAUGUGCUGCUUCUGCUUUGACGUGCUUUAUUGCCAUCUGUACGGAUACCAACCUCCGAGAACACCCAGGUUUACAAACGAUCCCUUUCCGCUGUUUGUCACGUGGAAAAUAGGCCGAGACAAGCGGCUGAGGGGUUGUAUAGGUACAUUUUCUGCCAUGACUCUGCACUCAGGACUCAGGGAGUACACCCUUACCAGUGCCCUUAAAGACAGCCGCUUCCCCCCUAUGACAAGGGAUGAGCUGCCUCGCCUCUUCUGCUCAGUGUCUCUUCUCACCAACUUUGAAGACGUCGGCGAUUACCUUGAGUGGGAGGUGGGUAUUCAUGGUAUACGAAUAGAGUUUUUCAAUGAAAAAGGAUCAAAACGCACCGCCACCUACCUGCCAGAGGUUGCAAAGGAGCAAGGUUGGGACCACAUUCAAACCAUAGAUUCCUUACUACGAAAGGGAGGAUAUAAAGCUCCCAUCACAAAUGACUUCAGGAAGACCAUUAAGUUAACCAGGUACCGUAGCGAGAAGAUGACGCUGGGUUAUGCAGAGUACAUCGCCCACCGCCAGCACCAUCACUACCAGAACGGCAUCGGGCACCCAGUGCCGUCCUACAAUCAUUAUUCCUGACAGCGAGCCGCAUGACCAGUCACUGGACCUCUCCGCAGACCUUUUCCCAGGAGAGCCUGCCCCCUCCUGGUCUAGCUAUUUCUACUACUGUACCAUUUUAUGAUGAUUGUUUCCGUUGCCGUGCUGGCCGUCUCCCAGACGUUGACAUGGCAACGGGUGGCAAAGAAGCAUCAUCUGAAUUCUGGCAAGAAAUCCAUGUGUUUCCUUUAGUUUGCCUGUGGUUGAGCUUUUUGCAGCAUAUGCAUACCUAAACCAAUACCCCCCUGKUCAUUCAUUAUUCCUUUGAAAAUGAAACCAAUAUUAGAUUUUCUAAUCGUCUUCUGAGCAAACCUAUCAGCUGUUUGAUUCUGUGGAUGGAAGGAAGUCUUUGAGUGGAUUUAGGCUUUACUAGUUUCUCAUUUACUAAUAAUUUUGUUUGUUUUAUUAUAAUCAAACUAUCCUGACGUGUUGUCAUGUAGCAAGGCAUCUGCAGUUCCUAAGGCUGUCUCUUUACUUGGAUUCCUCUCAAAACUUGACUGUUCAGGUUGUUUAGGCCGUGUGAACUCGUCGUGUCGUAGUCAGAACUUUGUAAUCAGAUGUGUGUACUCCAAAGCGUAGGUAGGAUCGUGACGCACUUAUUUUUAAAUCAGCCUUCGGUGGUGGUGUUUAGUGAUUGAGCUCACGAUUGUGUGUGUGUGUGUGUGUGUGUUUGUGGAUGACAGACAUAAGAAGAAAACCAGUAAAAUAAAUCAGAAAUUGGGUUUUUGAAGAAUUUCCGAAGCCCCGGUCCCCACUGAUUGGUUGUAGGGUUUAGUGGUGGAACAGUUUGUUUUUCCUUCAAACUGAAAAAAGUGUGAAAGUAGUUUGAAGAGAGUCAUGCUGAAGCAAACUGGUUAAUUGUUUUUUUUUAUAAAGUGUCUGGUUUUCUUGAGUCAAGGGGUGCAGGUGUGUUUAAAAGUCUCCAAAAAAAAAAAAAAAGGAUAUUUCAUUGAAAUCCGUUAGUUUUCUGGCAGGGAGUCGUUUGCUGAAACAAUUUAAAGCCAUAUUCUCUUUAUUCCACACGUUGUCUGUGUAAUCGUCUCAAAGUGCUUACAUUCGGUCACUUCCUGUAGGUUUACGAGGUCCUCCCACAAACUAUGACGUAUCGUAACGAGUCAUUUUUGAACGAGCACGCCACUCGAGUCAUCUUAAAAACCCGUUUGUGUCGUUCAGACGUGCGUGUUGUUGUGAUGCGUGGAAACAACUUGAUUUUUGGGUCUUGAGACCACACCGCCGCCGUGUCCCACCCCCUCACUCUUUCAGUGAGCUCCCGUUGACCUGUGUUGACAGCGCAGGGAAUGUUUUUGAGUCGUGGUCUGUUUUUUCAGCUGUAAUUUAAAAAAAAAGGGUUUUCAGCUGAGUUUGUUGGAGCAGAAACCUUGGUGCGGGGCCUCCUUUCAGAGCCACCUCCCAUCCAGAUCUCCCCAGGUGAGUCACAUCCARACACUGAACUCACGUUUAACGAAUGUGUUGAGGAGCACCAAGUGAUCUGCUCUGUUUUGGUUGAUAACUGGAAAAUUUGAGAGGUUCUCGUUACUCGACUAACAUCCUUCUUUGUUGUCGUAACAGCCUUUACCAACUGACAGAUUCUGUUUUUUUUUUGUUUUCUUUAUGCAAAAAUGUCAAGGGCUUUUGGAACUCCAUCCACAGUAACCCGAAAUAAUCCAGAUUUCAGUUGUGUUGCCUUAAAUGAUUCACGAAAACAACGGACCAGCGGAUCGACGCUCUGAGUGCUCCUCUAUCUCGUGGUUUCGCUCUUUCCCAGCUUUACUCCCAACGCCAAGCGUGGCUUCACUUUGCAACGCUUUUACCGGAGCGUUCGUACCGGAGAUCCUGUCUCCUGUUUUCCUCAUCCUGCCCAGAUUUCACAUAAUCACUCUCCCAGAGGGAUUACCCACUGUGGUGUUACCCUUCAAACCACCAUACCUGGAUCAACAAAAACUACCGUUCCCUACAAGAAGAGGGGCAGUCAGACGUGCAUUCCCUGGUCCGUUCUAUACAGCACAACCUGAAUUGUUUCUGCUGCAAAACCAAAUUGACCAUGCUCUUUUUACAUAUAUGUCUUUGUAAACACAUGCAAUGUAGUUYGUUGCAUGUACAUAUGAGUAUGAGACCUAUGGUUUUAUCCACGAUAUGCUUGAUCUAUGGCUUAGACACUCUUAACCGUUAAGAGAUUUCGAAAGACAACUAUGGUGCUAUCGGACCUCAUAUUGGGGCGGUCACAGCUCGUGACUGGUCAUGCGGACUCAUUCAUAUCAUUUACUUAAUGAUGCUACAUGUAAGGUUCUUCUCUGAAAUGCGUCGCUGUGAAAUGGCGGCUCAUUUUUAAAACUGAAGGACGAUUCUCUUUUUUUUUCCUCUCUCUCGACGCAAACAGUAGCCCCCUAAAAAAAUAAACAAAAAAAGAAGAUGAGCUCUGGUUUUGUGUCGGCGGUUCGGGGGAUCAACGCUCUGUUGUAAAACGAACAUUCUUACUGAAAAUGAAGACGGACGGCACGGGGGCUACGGAAUGUACUGUUAAUGGUUGUCAUUGCAACUUAGCAGAGACUUAUUCAGAGAAGAUCUUACAUGUUACCUUUUACAAUCCUUGAUAUAUGCAGAUCUGUUCAACAGGUGUUUUAUUUUGUUUGUUUUUUGUUUUUCCUACCAGUGCAAGUCAAUACGUUGCAGGUUUGAAAGGACAAGAAGUCACACGGAAACCUCCUGCCCCUCAGUUUGCCCUUACACUGUGGCCCAAACUCAUGGCCUAGUUUGUCGAAGCGUGACGCGUGUCGUUCACUAGAAGUAGGCAUUAGCAGCCGUUGCCUCGACAGGAAGAUUAGUUUUUCUUUUUGCUUUCAUGCAGAUUGAGCUGCUCGAAAAGCCAAACAUGUUUUGGAGGCUAAACCAAGCUCUUUAUUAUUAUUAUUAUUAUUAUUGUUACAUUGAAAGGAAACAUCCAUUAUACCAGAACAGGGUAACUCAGAAAGACAAUAAAACAAAGUUGAUAAGAUUUAAUAUUUUUGUUGAUUGCUUCAAUUAAAGUUGAAAAUAGUUAAAAAGAACUAUUUCAAGAAUAGUCWAAAUUAUUAUUCUCUGUUAAAGUUGCUGAAAGGAUUUUCUUUUUAAAAGCUGCUCUGAAGCAUAAAGUCACAACAAUGCAAAGGCUAACAGGUAUUUUGACUUUUUCCUGCUUUAAUCUCAAAUCUUAAACACAUUCUGGCUCUUAAGAUUUUUUUUUUCCAGAUAAGUCGUCGUAAAGACGUGCUUCUGUCCCGACAAACCYUUUAAAACCUGAAGCCCUUGUGGAAUAGCGAGGAACGACAGCGGCAGAUAGUUGUAGCAGAUGGUGCGUUUUGGUUCCGUACCGGGGUUCAGAGUUCAGCCUCAGCGCUCCCUCCGUGGUCAUUCGGGUCGUUKCGUGGGACGCUCGAGCUCACGUCACCUUCGUAUGUUUGACUGAACCAAAGACGCCYGCGGCCAUGUCCAAAUGCUGCUCUACAGGCCUUGGCUUCCUGUCCUUCCAAAAUAAAACCCCUGCUAUUGACGAAAAAAAAAAGUUUUUUUUUGUGUGCGAUUUCUCAACUGUCUGACUUUUUAAAGCAACCCAGUUUUUCAAUGAAUUUUCAUUGAUUCUGUCAGUUAUGGCAUCAAGAUGGUCGAAUGGUUGCAAAUUGUUACUUGUUCUGUUAGUAUUAUUAUUAUUAUUAUUAUUAUUAUUAAUGCUAUAAUUUUUCAAAAAUGAAAAUCCCAUGGUGUGCCUCCUAGCUUUAUGGGUUUAUAAAUGUUUUUUUUUUUCUUUUCCCUAAAGACCAGCAGUUAUACUUUGUAUGAAAAAAGUUUUCCUUAUUUUUUAUGCCAUUAAAGAUAAAAAAAAAGCCUGUUUCUUUACUCUGCCCAGUAGCUGCACUGGUAUACAAUCGCACUGAUAGAUUAAUUAAAAAAAUAAAUAAAUAAAAAGAAGAAAAGAAUCAAUAAUAAUAAUGAUAAUGACAAAUAAGUACUACAAUAAACCUGUGUUUGAAGCUUUUAUUAUAAAAAAGUAUUUGAAAAAAAAUGGGAAAAAAGAGAAUAUGACUGUUUUUGUACAUCAAAAUAAAUUUUUUUCAAAGGAAUAUUUUGAAUCUAGUUUCAAAAUUAUUUUAGUGGUUUUCUAUGUUCUGAAUUUUURGAGACACUGACUUCGAAGACGUGUCACUGUACAAAAAGACUUUGUGUUGCAGUGGCCUGAUGGGCUGGGAGGGUUACCUGGUGUAACUCCUCAUACCAACUUUUAUUUCCUUUUGUCAGUUUUUUUUUUAUCCAUUUUUUCCCUCUUCUUCAGUACUCUGAAAAACAUUGAUGAAAAAGAAAAAAGAACUGGGAACUUUUAAUUCCAACCUUGUAGAGCUAGACCCUUCCUUCCUUUUCCAACUGGACUGCUGUUAGUGUGACGGGACUCGAAGCGGCAAAUUAUUKUGAAAGUAUGACUCUAAAAGACUCCAACUAAGUAAAGAAAACGAUACAAGAAAAUGUGGCGAGGGCCUGAAAGAAUAUUUAAAGAUGACUUGUCUGAGUAUGUAAGCAAUGGCUGUGAAGAUGUAGUUUUAAACAUUAUUACCUUUUAAGAUCAUUUAUUCAAUAAAAAAAAUAUAAAAUAUCCUGAAAA